Molecule: messenger RNA, 3285 nt
Organism: Penicillium paradoxum
Lineage: Eukaryota; Fungi; Ascomycota; Eurotiomycetes; Eurotiales; Aspergillaceae
Product: ankyrin repeat domain-containing protein
Exons: 3
Coding region: 1-3285 (1094 amino acids)
Molecular function (GO): protein binding
Source: RefSeq, a predicted model, not a curated record
AUGAAGGCGAUCGAAAAUUGCGACGAAAGAGUAAAAUAUUAUGCAGAUCAACUUACUGAUGUAAACUUCAUCGUUAUAUCAGAAGGCAGUCCUCUCACCGCUGCUAGUCUUUCCGGAUCGCUGGAGACCAUCAAUCUUUUACUCAACCGGGGAGCAAACGUCAACAUGGAGGUAGAGUACACGCCCUAUGGCAGCGCUCUGGCUGCUGCUGCUGCUACUCGCGGGUCACUCGAAAUCAUCACAGCACUUCUUGACGCUGGUGCCAAAGUGGAUAUGCAAUUGCACCGUUGCAGCUAUAGCAGUGCUCUUGCUGCUGCCGCUGCUUGCGGGCCAGUCGAAAAUAUCAAAGCACUUCUUGACGCUGGUGCCGAUGUGGAUAUGCAAUUGCCUGAGGGGAGCUAUGGCAGUGCCCUUGCUACUGCUGCUGCUGCUUGCGGGUCAGUUGAAAAGGUCAAUGCGCUUCUUCAAGGUGGUGCCGAUGCGAAUAUGCAAUUACAUUAUGGGGACUAUGGCAGCGCUCUGGCUGCUGCUGCUGCUGCUGCUAAUCGCGGGUCACUCGAAAUCAUCACAGCACUUCUCGACGCUGGUGCCAAAGUGGAUAUGCAAUUGCACCGUUGCAGCUAUGGCAGUGCUCUUGCUGCUGCCGCUGCUUGCGGGCCAGUCGAAAAUAUCAAAGCACUUCUUGACGCUGGUGCCGAUGUGGAUAUGCAAUUGCCUGAGGGGAGCUAUGGCAGUGCCCUUGCUACUGCUGCUGCUUGCGGGUCAGUUGAAAAGGUCAAUGCGCUUCUUCAACGUGGUGCCGAUGCGAAUAUGCAAUUGCAUUAUGGGGGCUAUGGCAGUGCCCUUGUGGCUGCUGCUGUUUGCGGGUCAGUUGAAACGGUCAAUGCGCUUCUUCAACGCGGUGCCGAUGCGAAUAUGCAAUUGCAUCAUGGGGGCUAUAGCAGUGCCCUUGUGGCUGCUGCUGUUCGCGGGUCAGUUGAAAAGGUCAAUGCGCUUCUUCAACGUGGUGCCGAUGCGAAUAUGGAAUUGCAUUAUGGGGACUAUGGCAGUGCCCUUGUUGCUGCUGCUGUUCGCGGGUCAGUUGAAAAGGUCAAUGCGCUUCUUCAAGGCGGUGCCGAUGCGAGUAUGCAAUUGCAUUAUGGGGACUAUGGCAGUGCUCUUGUUGCUGCUGCUAGCCGCGGAACCUUCAUGCAUUGCGAAGCAUUCCUCAAAGCUGGUGCCGACCCUAAUAUGCAGGUUCGCAAUGGGCUGUAUGGAAGUGCUCUCGCUGCCGCUGCCGCUGCUAACAGUGAGUUCAUUGACAAUGUUGUAACUCUCCUUCAGCUGGGUGCGGAUGUGAAUAUGCAAUUGCAUUACGGUGACUUCGGCAGCGCGCUUGCUGCUGCUGAUUCGGCUAUAGUGGCCUCGUACCUUCUUCAAGCAGGAGCGGAUGUCAAUAUGGAGAUCGUCCAUGGAAGCUAUCGCAGUGCGCUUGCUGCUGCUUUGCAUAGAUCAAGAGAUUCUAUCGAGAUUCUCUUAAACGCAGGGGCAAGAAGAGGCAUACAUCCCCUCGCCACCACCAUUAAAAAAGGCUCAUCCUCCUACGUGAGGUCGAGCUUGAAGGCAGCCAUGAAAACGGCGCAUGGAAAUCGCGUAGUUUCCUUUGAUUGGGAGUUUCCUUCCGUUGUUAACGGCAUAACUAAUCUACAAACACACAUUUCAGACAUGGGGACGUUGACAAGAACAAAGGAUACUGUGCUAUUGGCAACGUGUCAUGACUUUCUCCGGGGUGCAUAUGGGGACUUGGGAACGAGAGUGCUGGACGGAGUAAUGAGGGCUCUCGGCAGCUCUGAGGGUUAUUAUCUUGACAGCAACUUCGAAAUCCAGACUUCUUCAUCCCACAUUUAUCUACACGCUUCUGAUCAAACUCCGGAUGCACAGCGCAUUCUGGAAUGGAUUUGUCUCACCUUCCGGGAACAAAUUCAAUACACCCUAGGUGCUUCGACCAUGACAGAAUGGAGAAGUAGGUACAGUUUAAACGAUUUAAACCCCCUUCAAGAUGUUUCUGGGUCCAACGAAUGCUGGCAUCAACUCUUCGAAACUGGUGUUGUAGCUUUUGAAAUGUCUGAUCAACAGAGGCUUCCUUGUCAUGGACUGGAGUUGAACUUUAAACAACUACUUCGGCUCUCGGCGGUCGAAUAUCCUGUCGCCGUUGACUCUGGUCUUGUUCUUUUGGGAUACUCAACUUCACUUGUUCCCAUCAAGUUAACCGAUGAUGGAAAGCUCAUGUGGCAUUUGGAGGUUGCUACGGAUGACUUUCAGCUCGAAGUCUCGGACCUUAGAGCAACAAGGACAACAUGGCUACGCAAUACUAACCUGGAAUAUCUGCAAUCCAAAAGAGCUAUUCUAGGUUGGUGCUCAGAAGCAGAGACUCUCCUAGGUACCGAUCGUCUCGGAUUGAAUGUCACGAUGUCUGACGCAAAGAUAAAACCCACUUCCUGGCAUUGGAGCGGCGCAAAUUUGCAACUUGUGGCGCAGUCUGCAUCUCCGCUAGCACUGGGUGGCCAAAUGGGUUUAUCAUUCGAUCGAUGCAUCAACACUCUCAGGUUCAAUCCUUCCAACAACUACCUGAAAUGUUUAUCAAACAGCGCCAAGCAGCAAAUUGUUCUUUACGACGUAAAAGCAAAAAGAGCAUGGCUUGUAUCCUUACUUUCUGUGCUCCAUCAUAUGCUGUUGGUGUGGUCGAAAACCAUACACAAGGAUUUCAGAGCGGCACCCGCACCUACAGCACAACCCGGCCACAACUGCAAUAUAGCCUCGUUAAAAGCUCUGCGGGACCAAGGUGGACUCGUUCUCGAUGCCUCACAAGAUGAGGAUGUGACAGUUCGAGAUCUCAUUAUGGGAUUUUCGGUUAACCUAUCCAAGGCAAUACUACAGCCACCGAAGGGAUCACGGAUCUACGGAUACGAGUUUAUGGACAUUGUGAUGGACUCACCCGAGAGCGAGCUGAAGAAAAGCAAACUCGAAAAAGAAGGUCUAGCUUGGAUACCGCUUCUCCACAAAAUUAAAUGUCUCUUUUGCUCCGAUCUGGGCGACGCCAUCAUCGGAAAGCGCUCCCCAUUGCCUCAUUCGCCUUGUAACAGCAUGAUCAAGGGAUAUGAUAUGAUGGCAGCAUCAAUCCAAAGCAUCGAAACGAUCACUGUUGGUAUCUGGCGGGGUCUCCAUUCCAAGGAUGCCAACACGGAAAAGGGCAAGCCUCCUGUUGGAGCCAUCCUGGAUCUCUUGAACAAAUUCUUCAGGAAGUGA